Molecule: messenger RNA, 2460 nt
Organism: Thunnus maccoyii (southern bluefin tuna)
Lineage: Eukaryota; Metazoa; Chordata; Actinopteri; Scombriformes; Scombridae
Product: transmembrane protein 200C
Exons: 2
Coding region: 152-1705 (517 amino acids)
Source: RefSeq, a predicted model, not a curated record
GCGCGUUCAACUGGAAACCACUCUUCCAGCUUUGGCACCAAAGUGGCGCACCACGACAUGCACAGCUGAAUGAGGAGUGCGCCUUUGAAGAUGCUUGACUGUCGAACCACAAUUUCUGGUUGAGUGACAAGCCUGCUGUCCAAUCGCCACCAUGAUAGCCACAGGUGGCCUGCUGCGCAUGAACAGGCGCCAGGAUUCACUCCGCUCCAAAAACCGAGCGGAAAACAAACGGAAGCGGAAAUCCAAGAAAAAGAAGAAGAACGAUGUCGUGGUGGUGAAGGGGAAGCUCAAUCUGUGCUCCCCGGCAGGUUUGGUGGCCGCUGUUGGAGUUAUAGUUCUCAUGGUUGGGAUUUCCAUGGCCGUGCUGGGCUACUGGCCCAGCCAGAACCAACAUGAGUACCAGGAGCGCCGCAGAACUGGAGCAUACCACCCCAACAGGAUGAGUUACUCCAAAAGCCCACCUGUUUCCUCCAACGUCACCAAUGAUAAAUCUCCUUCCGGCCAGAAAAAUUUAUUAAACCAUAGCCAUUCUAACAGCAGCGUCCCUGACCCCUCUCCUCACUGUGGCUUCCUCUGUGACUUUCUGAAUAAUUACCUGUACUCAGACAAUCUGAAAGUCUUUGGACCGCUGGUAAUGGGAAUCGGCAUUUUCCUCUUCAUCUGCGCCAAUGCAGUACUCCAUGAAAACCGAGACAAGAAAACCAAAAUCAUCAACCUGAGGGAUAUCUAUUCCACAGUUAUCGAUCUGCACAGCAUACGGUCAAAGGAGUACUCUCCUCUCAACGGUUUGGUGAACUACACCCAGUCGAGGAGUGCCGAGGGCCCGUCGGGUUCAUUCCCUGCAAGUGGGAUGCUCGCUCGCAGUUCCUGGCCCUCCACUGGACUCAGUUUCCAGAGCGAGUUAGGUGGUGACGAGGUUUUCAGACGCCCGUCAUUGGCCAGCAGGCCGCGCAGCUGGUCCAGAGAUGUGCAGACAUUCACAGACACUGUCUACAGCAUCUACAAAGACUACAGCAAUAGCAGCGAGCAGGCCCCACAGCCCCGACAGUGGGAGACCACCUCCAUUGUCACCUCCUCUGUGAACGCUUUCACCCUUCCUGUCAUCAAACUGAACAACUGUGAGGUGGAGGAGUCUGAGAGAGCAGAGGCAGAGGGGCGCUCAGAAGAAGGGGUCGUUAUUGAGACAUCUGCUGAAAACAUUAGAGAGGAAGGACAGGCCAUCAGCAGCCAGAUUGACGAGACGGAUGCCAAGGAGAAGGACGCCUCAAUGACGGAUCCCCCCCCUCCCCAGCAGAGCCAUGAAGACACAUCCACAGACGCAGCUGACCAACAGGGGGCGCAGCAGGCCCAGACUCAGCUCCAGUGGACCCCACUGUUUCCUCCAUCACCUGUUGCCAGGGCGAUGGGGUCACGGCUGUCGCUCAACUCCCUCACGGAUCAACCUAGGUCUGCACGCCGCUGCAGCCUGUCUGUGUCUGUGUGUCGUCAAGGCGACAGAGCCAGGCGCUUCAGCUGCCCUCGUCUGGAGCGCUCCAACAGUAAGGGCUACAUCAAACUGACUGACCUGGGGGGCGAGUCCUUCGAAGCCCCUGACACAGACACUUCUUUAGUGGCCGCUGAACAGAAAGUAGCAAAGGACGCAGCAGCAGCAGAAGCUCAGGGAGAGGAAGACCUGGUCAUACCCAACACCUCUGCAGAAUCCUAGACUCAUUUUUGCUGACGAGCCUCUUAAAACUCUUUGAUGUCUUGUUCUUUGCUUCAUACCUUCUUCUCUGGUUGCUGUUGUGAGGCUUGCCAUUACAGAAGAAAGGAAACGCGGAGAGUAAGCAGCUAAGGACUAUUGAAACAUAGCCAUGAACACUCAAGGGCAAGGCUCUUUAUAAAUAAACCACAUCCACAGCUCAAUAUUCAGAUGUAAUUUUUCUAUUUUUUCAAUGUAGCAAGAGCAAUACUAAAGACUUGUAAGGAGUUUUAGUAAUGAUUUGUAAAAAAGAAAAAUCCUAGACCAGAUCUGAUUUGAAAACAAAGAUGAGGUUUAGCUUUUUUUUUGUAUAACAGUAGGGCAAACAUUGUAGCUUGUAGAAUUGCCAAAAAAAUGUCACUGAAAACUACUGUACCACCUGUCGUACUGUAGCAUUAAAAUAUGCCACAGAAACCUAAAUAGUCUAGAUUUGUUUCUCUACAUUGUUAUGUGAAUACCACGUGAAUAGGUGAACUGAAUUGAAUCUCAGGUAGACGUUUGGUUUAGGAUCGGGACCUUGAGGACGAGGUCAUCCCUAUGUGCACACUUGUUUAUAUGAAAAUUCAUGGUUGAAUAAACUUGACUGUAACACCUCUGUCGGGUCUGAUAGGUAUCCUUGUGUGAUAUUAGAUUAAAUGCAGGGAAUGCCAAGUAGAUUGUUUGCUCCAAAUAGUUUUACUUGCAUUAAGAAAAAUUAAAAAGAUGAAGAAUUAACACAA